Molecule: messenger RNA, 1005 nt
Organism: Scheffersomyces stipitis CBS 6054
Lineage: Eukaryota; Fungi; Ascomycota; Pichiomycetes; Serinales; Debaryomycetaceae
Gene: KCS1
Product: inositol polyphosphate kinase
Exons: 2
Biological process (GO): phosphatidylinositol phosphate biosynthetic process; inositol phosphate biosynthetic process
Cellular component (GO): cytoplasm; nucleus
Molecular function (GO): inositol hexakisphosphate kinase activity
Source: RefSeq, a predicted model, not a curated record
GAAUUGCGUCCAUUUAAGAACAAAGUGGGCGGUCAUACUGCCAUUUUCAGCUUUUCCAAAAGAGCAGUCUGCAAAGCUUUGGUCAAUCGUGAAAACUUGUUCUACGAGACGAUCGAGUUGCGACACCCAGAGUUGUUGAACUUCAUGCCGAAAUACAUUGGCGUCUUGAAUCGGUUUAUUUUGUUGGAAGAUCUCACGACUAACAUGAAAACGCCAUGUGUUCUUGAUUUGAAGAUGGGUACGCGCCAGUACGGGAUCGAGGCAGGUCGCUCCAAGCAGAAAUCACAGCGAAGCAAAUGUAUGUAUACUACUUCACGGCGUCUUGGAGUGAGAAUCUGUGGAUUGCAACUUUCCAAGAAGCCAGACAGCUCUAGCAGUAACGAAGCACACCUACAGAGUACAUAUUUUUCAAAGGACAAGUACUUUGGCAGAAGGAUCAAGAUUGGCGCCCAGUUCUGUAAGAUUUUGGCCAAAUUCUUGUACAACGGCCAAGACAGUUAUUCGAUCUUAGUCAAGAUCCCUGGGCUUAUCACUCAGUUUAACGAGUUGUACGGGAUUUUCCACAACUUGGUGGGCUACAGAAUGUACGGUUCUUCCAUCUUGUUGAUGUACGACAGUGACGAGACUGGCGAUCAGGAUGUCAAGGUGAGAAUCAUAGACUUCGCUCAAUCGGUAAUCUCCGAAGAAGAUUACAAAGAUGCGGCUAUUCCUCCAUCGCAUCCGAAUUUGGCGGAUUUGGGCUAUUUGCGAGGUAUCCAGUCUUUGAUUGCAUACUUCAAGCUUGUUUUCCGUAUUGUCAGUGGAUUCGAGUAUGUAGAUGCUGCUGGAGCGUUAGAGGUGUUGAAAAAGAACAAGUCCAGCUACAUGAAUCGAAACAGAUGGUUGGACUACUUUGCUGAAGUGGCCAACGCUAAAGACGGUGGUAUCAACGAAGUGCUAGAAGAGGGUGACCCAUUCAACGUAGUCUACCCUGAGUACGACGACGACGAUGGCAUUUCAGAGUAG